Molecule: messenger RNA, 3243 nt
Organism: Kluyveromyces marxianus DMKU3-1042
Lineage: Eukaryota; Fungi; Ascomycota; Saccharomycetes; Saccharomycetales; Saccharomycetaceae
Gene: PIM1
Product: ATP-dependent Lon protease PIM1
Exons: 1
Coding region: 1-3243 (1080 amino acids)
Biological process (GO): protein quality control for misfolded or incompletely synthesized proteins; mitochondrion organization; protein catabolic process
Cellular component (GO): mitochondrial matrix
Molecular function (GO): serine-type endopeptidase activity; ATP binding; ATP hydrolysis activity
Source: RefSeq, a predicted model, not a curated record
AUGUUCAAGGACGAAUCGUACCAUUGGAUGCAAUAUCGGAAACAGAUGAACGAUCCACUUGCUAGAAGCAAGCUAGAGGAGUUGGAAUCACAAUGGCUGAAAAGCAUUCAGAUGAAGCAAGACGACAAGGGUAAAGAUAAUGGCAUUCCGGAGGCUGAUAAGCGCAGUGAGAUUGAGAAAGAUCAAGAAAAGGAGCAUGACAGGGAUUCAGAAAAACCUGGUGAGAAUGAAGGCGAGUUAACGACUAAUAAAUCGGAGGAGAUUGAAUCUCAGGGUGUUGCUGGAGCCAGUUCAUCCGGAUCGGGAUCAGGGUCUGGAUCCGGGUCUGGAUCCGGGUCUGGUGGUAGUGGAAAUGGAAAGCCUGGCAAACACUCAAAACAGCCAUUCCCCGAGGUUUAUCCACAAGUGAUGGCGCUACCAAUAUCUCGCAGGCCGCUAUUCCCAGGAUUUUACAAAGCCGUUGUUAUCUCGGACCCAAGAGUGAUGAAGGCCAUCAAGGAAAUGUCGGACCGCCAACAACCUUAUAUCGGUGCUUUCCUUCUCAAGGACUCUAACGUGGACACGGACGUGAUCCACAGUAUGGAUGAAGUGUAUAAUGUUGGUGUGUUUGCCCAAGUGACAAGCGCUUUCCCAAGCAAAGACGAGAAAACAGGUGCCGAAACCAUGACCGCUUUGUUGUACCCACACAGAAGAAUCAAGUUAGACGAAUUGAUACCACCUUCUUCAGGUGAAGAAGUAAAUGAUUCUGUUUCAAAAGAGGGUGCAGAAGGUGUUGAAAGCCAAGAUACGAAAGAAGUGGAUCAAGAGGUUGUGAAGGCUUCUUUACAAAAGAUGGAUAACGUAAGGGAGUUUGAAGAAGAAGAAGAAGACGAUGAUGAUGAGAACUUGACAGCCUUCUUGAAGAAGUACGAUGUUUCACUUGUCAAUGUAUCGAAUUUGGCCGAUAAAACUUUCAACCCAAAUUCUCCCGUUAUCAAUGCCUUGACUUCUGAAAUCUUGAAGGUGUUCAAAGAGAUCUCUCAAUUAAACACCAUGUUCAGAGAGCAGAUCGCCACGUUCUCUGCUUCUAUUCAGUCAGCAACUACAAAUAUAUUUGAAGAACCAGCAAGGUUGGCAGAUUUCGCUGCUGCAGUGUCUGCAGGUGAAGAAGAGGAACUCCAAGAUAUCUUGGAAUCUUUGGACAUUGAACAACGUUUAGAAAAGUCUUUGACUGUUUUGAAAAAAGAAUUGAUGAACGCAGAACUACAGAAUAAGAUUUCUAAAGAUGUGGAAACCAAGAUCCAAAAAAGACAAAGAGAGUAUUACCUAAUGGAACAAUUGAAGGGCAUCAAAAGAGAACUAGGUAUAGAUGAUGGCCGUGACAAGUUAAUUGAGUCCUUCAAGGAACGUGUCUCUAAGUUGCAAUUACCAGAACAAGUCCAAAAAGUGUUUGACGAUGAAGUAACGAAAUUGGCUACUCUUGAAACUUCACAAUCUGAGUUCGGAGUCAUCAGAAACUAUUUGGAUUGGAUCACUUCCUUGCCUUGGGGUAUCACAUCCAAAGAACAAUACAGCAUACCAAAGGCGAAAAAGAUUUUAGAUGAAGAUCAUUAUGGUAUGAAGGAUGUUAAAGAUCGUAUCCUCGAAUUUAUCGCAGUCGGUAAACUUUUAGGUAAGGUGGACGGUAAGAUUAUAUGUUUCGUUGGUCCACCGGGUGUGGGUAAAACCUCUAUUGGUAAAUCUAUUGCUCGUUCUUUGAACAGACAAUUCUUCAGAUUCUCUGUUGGUGGUAUGACUGACGUUGCGGAAAUCAAGGGUCACAGAAGAACAUAUAUCGGGGCUUUACCUGGUAGAAUCAUUCAAGCAUUGAAGAAGUGCCAAACUCAAAAUCCAUUGAUUUUGAUUGAUGAAAUUGAUAAAAUUGGACAUGGCGGUAUCCAUGGUGAUCCCGCUGCUGCUUUACUAGAGUUGUUGGAUCCAGAACAGAACAAUAGUUUCUUAGAUAAUUACUUGGAUAUUCCUAUUGAUUUAUCUAAGGUGCUAUUCGUGUGUACCGCAAACUCAUUGGAUACGAUCCCUAGACCAUUAUUAGAUCGUAUGGAAGUUAUCGAGUUGACCGGUUACGUUGCAGACGAAAAGGUUAAGAUUGCAGAAAAUUACCUAUCUCCAAGUGCCAAAAAAUCUGCUGGUUUGGAUAAUGCUAAUGUAAACAUUACCGAAGACGCCAUUGUUGCAUUGAUGAAACAUUACUGCAGAGAAAGUGGUGUCAGAUCCUUGAAAAAGCAUAUCGAAAAGAUUUACCGUAAGGCCGCUCUAAAUGUCGUGAAGCAAUUGAGCAUCGACGAUAAACCUGUAGAAGAAGAAGAAGAGAGCAAGAAUACUUCCGCUGAAUCUAAGACCAAGGCCGCCAGCAAAGCUAAAUCCAAGUCCAAGGCCAAAUCUACGUCGUCUGAAAGCACCGUCGAAUCAACUACUGAGGAGAAUGAAGUAAUCAAGACCGAAAAGUCACGUGAUAAUGAGACUUCUUUGGAAGUACCAGAGUCAGUCGCAGUUACUAUUGACGAAAACAAUUUGAAGGACUAUGUUGGCCCUCCAAUCUUUACCACUGAUAGACUCUACGAAACUACACCACCAGGUGUGGUUAUGGGGCUCGCUUGGACAAGUAUGGGAGGAUGCGCCAUGUAUGUCGAGAGUGUUUUAGAGCAACCUCUAUUACACUCCUCGCAACCAUCUUUGGAGCGUACUGGCCAACUUGGGGACGUCAUGAAAGAGUCCUCCAGACUAGCAUACUCAUUUUCUAAGAUGUUCUUGGCCAAGAGAUUCCCCGAGAACAGAUUCUUCGAAUUAGCAAAGAUCCACUUACAUUGCCCAGAAGGUGCCACUCCAAAGGAUGGUCCAUCUGCAGGUGUAACAAUGGCUUCCUCCUUCCUCUCCUUGGCCCUAAACAGGGGACUAGACCCAACCGUAGCUAUGACAGGUGAACUAACAUUGACUGGUAAGGUCUUAAGAAUCGGUGGUUUGAGGGAAAAAGCUGUGGCUGCUAAGAGAUCAGGCGCAAAGACCAUCAUCUUCCCUAAGGACAAUUUGUCUGAUUGGGCAGAACUUCCAGACAAUGUAAAGGAGGGACUCGAACCUCUAGCAGCAGACUGGUACGAAGACGUCUUCCAAAAGCUUUUCAAAGAUGUUGACACGAACACCGGAAACUCCGUAUGGGCUGAAGAGUUCAAGAAGAUCGACGAAAAGAAAGCCAAGGACUCUAAAUAG